GCGCCAUUAUCUCCGGAGACUCGCUCAUUCCUUCCACCUUAAUUAGUACAAACCGCCCUCACCUUUUCAAAUCUGACAUGACGAAUUGACUGAAGUCAUUUUCAGAACGAAACUCACGGAAACUCAUCAUGUCCGAUCCCAAAGUCUUAGUUCAAUCCCUCACUCCGUCCGCUGUGCAGGAUGCCCAUUCCCUUAUCCAGCCCUAUGUGCACCGCACGCCUCUCCUCACCAACCAAACCCUCAACAACAUCGCUUCAACCCCGCAAUCCCCGGAAGCUUUGAACGGAACCCCCUCCGAAGGACAAUCGCCCGCCAACCCCAAGUUUCGAUUCUUCUUCAAAUGUGAGAACUUCCAGCGGAUCGGCGCCUUUAAAGCCCGAGGCGCGUUCCACGCCUUGCUGCGACUUGUCGAAGAGCGGGGUCACGAGGAAGUACAGAGGCGCGGGGUGAUCACGCAUAGCUCAGGGAACCAUGCCCAGGCCCUUGCUCUCGCCGCCUCCACCCUCAAUGUCCCCGCCUACAUCAUUAUGCCCAGUAUCAGCACACCGUCAAAGAUUGCGGGAACGCGCUCCCAUGGCGCAGAGGUCAUCUUCAGUGGAUCGACGAGUGUGGAGCGGGAGGCUGUCGUCGAAGAAGUGCAGGCAAGGACGGGGGCGAUCUUGGUGCCACCGUACGAUGAUUUCAACAUCAUCUGCGGGCAGGGAACAACGGCCCUGGAGCUGGAGGAGCAGUAUAAGGAGCUUGUUACGGAGAAGCCGCACCUGAGCGUCCACCAGGAAAGUCCGGUGCUCGAUGCUGUGAUCACUCCGGUCGGUGGUGGUGGUCUCAAUGCCGGUGUCGCAACCUUCUUCUCUGAUAAGACGACCAAGGUGUUUGGUGCCGAGCCUAGCUUCGAGGGUGCAGAUGACUGUGGGCGCGGUCUUGCGGCCGGGGAACGCGUUUCAGCAGUGUCGACCUUAACCAUUGCGGACGGAUUGCGCACACCCGUUGGCCUCUUGAACUGGGAGGUGAUUGCAGAUAAGAACAAGGUGGCUGGUGCUUUUGCCGUGACGGAGGAGCAGAUCAAGGCCGCGAUGAGAUUGGUCUUGGAGCGUAUGAAGGCUGUUGUUGAACCGAGUGCCGUCGUGGGGUUGGCGGUUUGUCUGUAUAAUGAGGAGUUCCGACGUCUCGUGGAGAAGGAAGCUCCCAGCGGCUGGGAUGUGGGCAUUCUCUUCAGCGGAGGCAACACAACAGUCGAAGCAAUUGCAAAGCUGUAUGGCUGAGUGUUGUGGAUGUAUGAGAGCGGCGUCGUCU
Molecule: messenger RNA, 1293 nt
Organism: Aspergillus japonicus CBS 114.51
Lineage: Eukaryota; Fungi; Ascomycota; Eurotiomycetes; Eurotiales; Aspergillaceae
Product: threonine/serine dehydratase
Exons: 2
Coding region: 129-1262 (377 amino acids)
Biological process (GO): D-serine biosynthetic process; L-serine metabolic process; pyruvate biosynthetic process
Molecular function (GO): L-serine ammonia-lyase activity; D-serine ammonia-lyase activity; ATP binding
Source: RefSeq, a predicted model, not a curated record